This is a messenger RNA of Penaeus monodon (black tiger shrimp), 1393 nucleotides long. RefSeq names its product O-acyltransferase like protein-like. The record is from RefSeq and is a predicted model, not a curated record. The transcript has 8 exons. Lineage: Eukaryota; Metazoa; Arthropoda; Malacostraca; Decapoda; Penaeidae. Bases 121 to 1167 code for a protein of 348 amino acids.
UAACGCCGCCGAUUGCCGUCGUGACGCUCAUCUUGGCCACAGUCGCCCGUUUCCUGCCAUCGGGUCCCUUUGGCGCAUUCCGUGAAUUCGCUCUAUAAUGUUUGCUCUGAUAAUUGGUGGAUGGAUGUCCUCUACGUCAAUAAUUUCCUCGCCUUCAACGCAACCACGGAUAUGUUAACGGAUUGCCUCGGCCAGUGCUGGUACACCGCCGUGGACACCCAGCUUUACCUUGUGGCUCCCCUCGUGCUGCUGCCUCUCGCCCUCUAUCCCUCCAAAGGGAAGAUUCUGCUGUUUGUGGUAACUCUGGUGUCCUUCAUAGUCCCAGCAGCUGUUAUCUACGCCUACGACCUUCCUCCGGGGUCGAUCUGGGGCGGUGCCGAAAACGUCGAUAGCACAACCUAUCAGAUGCAGGUGUACUACACGCCCUGGUGCCGCAUGAGCGCCUACAUCGUGGGCAUCUGGACUGGCUACAUCAUCUUCAGUCAGGGAUCAAAGAAACUCGACUUGUCACCUUUGCAGGUGUUGACAGGCUGGACGGUGGCCACGUUCUCGGCUCUGGCGGUGUUGCUCGGCGCGUGGAGUUACAACCAGAUAGCAGCCGCCUAUUACUAUGACCCGAUAACCCAGGUCCUGUACGGCGGCCUCCACAGGGGCGUGUGGUGCGCCGCCCUGGCCUGGGUCGUGGUGGCUUGUCACUUUGGUUAUGGAGGAGUGGUGAAUUCCUUUCUCUCCCAUCCUUCGUGGCAGCCUCUUUCCCGUCUCACAUACUGCAUGUUCCUUGUCGCACUUCCCACUCAGAUCAUUCUGAUUUUCAACAUCAAGGACCUUGUCUAUUUCACCCACUUAAAUAAGAUUAUCCAGACCUGUGGCACCGUCUUUAUUUCGAUUAUCCUGGCGGUGUUGCUCUCGCUCACGGCAGAGGUUUCUAUCUUGGGUCUCGAGAAAAUGAUAUUUAAACGACCAGGUCGAGGGGAUAACAACCCAAAAGCUGUAACUACUCCGGAUGAAAAGCAAGGUCAGGAUAACCUCGCUUUCGCAGGAGAAAUGGGCGAGGGAAGCGACCCCAUUCCGAAAGGAGGUGGAUUCGAGACGGAGGUGCGGCAAAAUGGGGACAUCGAGUCAUAUCAGGCGCCAUACACGGAGAAAAAACAAACGACUGUUCUUUAGCUUUUGUUAAAGAGAAAGAGAAUGUUAUUAAUCAGUACGAUACUUUCUGCUCAGUUUAUUUUGUACGUAAUAUAUAUCCACUAACGCUUUAGCUCCUGUGAUAAGUAUACACAACUGGACACGUGAUAGUGUUUCAACAGGCGUGACAGAGUUUCUUUAUAAGCCGAAAAAAAUUUAAAUUGAUAAGAUUUUUUUGUACUCUUACCUAGAAUAUGACAUUUCAGUA